AUGGGUUUCUUGGAGGACCGGGACCUGACCAAUGUACCAACAAUCUACGAGUAUUAUAAGGGCAAGACCAUCUUCAUAACCGGUGGCUCAGGUUUUAUGGGCAAGGUUCUAGUAGAGAAACUGUUAUAUUCUUGCUCUGGAUUGGACAGAAUCUAUUUACUGUUGAGAAAUAAAAAAGGCGUGAAUGCUGAAGAUAGACUGGAAGCUUUGUAUUCUUCGAAGUGUUUCGAUCGGCUGAGGAAGGAGAAACCAGACAUAUUUCAGAAGAAAGUUUUUUUUAUUGCCGGAGAUUGCAGCGAAAUCGGGUUGGGUAUUUGUGCAGAAGAUCGCACCCUUAUAGUAAAUAGAACGAACAUAAUUUUCCACGUUGCUGCAAGCGUUAGAUUUGAUGAAUCGUUAAAAACUGCGGCCAGGUUGAAUCUUCGAGGGACAAGGGAGAUGGUUGAACUUGCUAAAGAAGUUAGAAACUUGGAAGUGCUAGUGCAUGUAUCCACAUCGUACGCUAACACAAAUAGAAAAUGUAUCGACGAGGUCAUUUACCCAGCUUUUGCAGACUGGAGAGACACCCUGGAUAUAUGUGAGAACAUCGAUGAUUAUACGCUAAAUGCUGUCACACCUAAAUAUCUAGGAGAGCUCCCGAAUACUUACGUAUUUACAAAGCAGCUGGCUGAACAUGUUAUGGCGGAGCAGAAAGGCAUAUUGCCGAUCGUCAUUAUGAGGCCAUCUAUUGUGGUAUCAAGUGUAAAUGAACCAUUAACAGGAUGGAUAGAGAAUUUAAAUGGACCAGUCGGAAUCAUGAUAGCUAGUGGAAAAGGAAUUCUCAGGAUAGUGUAUACCGAUCCGGAAUUAGCAGCAGAUUAUGUACCAGUCGAUGUUUGUAUUAAGGCUUUUAUAACCGCUGCAUGGGCGAGAGGAACCCAAAAAAUAAAACCAACAGAUGACAUAGAUGUGUACAACUGCUCCAUGAGUCACAUGAAAACCUUGACAAUGAAGGAAAUUUCGGUUUACGGCAAGAAAAUCUUGCGCGAAGUACCCAUCGAGGGUAUGCUGUGGUCUGUCGGUGGUGCUCAGACCUUGUCCAGGCUUGAAUACUGUACAAAGGUGCUACUAUUACAUUUGCUGCCGGCUAUUUUGGUUGAUUUGGUGUUAUGGAUUUCAGGUAACAAACCAAUGUAA
Pararge aegeria (speckled wood butterfly) is the source of this 1176-nucleotide messenger RNA. RefSeq names its product fatty acyl-CoA reductase 1-like. Lineage: Eukaryota; Metazoa; Arthropoda; Insecta; Lepidoptera; Nymphalidae. Gene Ontology annotation, cellular component: peroxisome. The transcript has 11 exons. The record is from RefSeq and is a predicted model, not a curated record. Gene Ontology annotation, biological process: long-chain fatty-acyl-CoA metabolic process. The coding region runs from base 1 to 1176 and encodes 391 amino acids. Gene Ontology annotation, molecular function: alcohol-forming very long-chain fatty acyl-CoA reductase (NADP+) activity.